CCUCCCGCUUGCUUCCCUCCCCGACAUCCUAUAGCCUACGCCAGCUACAGUGAAAGCGCUCGUCCCGGCGGUUGGGGCGAAGACCAGAAUGACCAUGGGAUUACAGAUCUCGUGACUUCCUUAAAGGCAAUGGCGAUGCCUCCCACAGCGACCAGGAGUAAAUCUUUUCACCUCAAGCGGCUCAGCUGCGACGCGCUCGAGACGGUGGAGUCUCCCUGGCCGCCUGAGGGGGCGCACGCUCAGCCACAGGAGGAGUCUCGCAUCGCGCGGCGGGCGUCGUUUUGCGGCGUGGUGUCUAACGUCCGCACUGAGGGUAGUGUGAGGUGGCACGGCGCCCUGCCGGCCCGGGGCGGAGGCUCUGACGCGGGCUACUCGCCCAAACUGUUCCUGGGCGGACUGCCCUACGACAUCACGGAGCAAGCGCUCAUGCAUGCGCUGAGACACUUCCAACCAGUGCGCGUGGAGUGGCCGGGGCGCGGGGCGGGCGCGGCUCGCGGCUGCGCGUACGUGACGCUGGAGGGCGAGCGGCGCGUGCGGGCGCUGCUGGCGGCGUGCCGGCGGGACGGACCCGACUGGUACUACCGCCUCGCCACCAGGAACAUGCGCACCAAGGAGGUGCAAGUGAUCCCGUGGGCGGUGAGCGACUCCAACUGGGUGUGUGCGGGCGGCGCGGCGGGCUCGGUGCGCCUGGAGCCGGCGCGCACGGUAUUCGUGGGCGCGCUGCACGGCAUGCUGUCCGCCGCCGGGCUCGCCACCAUCAUGAACGACCUGUUCUCGGGAGUCAUCUACGCAGGCAUCGACACCGACAAAAACAAGUACCCCAUCGGCUCCGGACGCGUCACGUUCAACAACGUACGUUCCUACGUGAGAGCGAUCUCCGCCGCCUACGUGGAGAUCUGCACCGACAAGUUCACCAAGAAGGUGCAAGUGGACCCUUACCUCGAGGACUCCAUGUGUUCCGUGUGUAACCUCCAGCAGGGGCCGUACUUCUGCCGCGAGCCAGUUUGCUUCAGAUACUUCUGCCGCUCGUGCUGGGCGGCGGCGCACGCGGCCGAGCAGCACAAGCCGUUGAUGCGGAACUGCAAGAGCGCCACGCUGCCCACCGCGCUCUCGCACCACUCGCCCGCUAGCAGCACGCACCUCUCCGGCGCCAGGGCCGCCGACGGUGGCUUUAACGGCUUCGGGAACGUGUCUAACGACGGUAACGACGGCUCCUAUUAAAGUGAACCGCGCCUUACGAUAUAUAUUUGUCUGAACUCCUCGCCCGCAGCGGCUCCGUCGCCCGCCACCAGCGGCAGCGGCUCGGCGUGCGCGGAGGACGCCCCCCACGACUGGAUGGCUCGUUAGUACUCGUCACGUGCGACGGAACACGAACGUAAUCCCCGGCUUCUGGCAACCCUGAGCGUCAGCUGACAACCCUGACGUCGCCUGUCACCGUGACAGGUGGACGCCAUCUUGUUCCUCACCUACACUACCGUUGUCGAGCCGCUAUUAAGUUGGGCGCUUCGUCAGCCAUGUCCACUUUAUUAUUUUCGUUGAUUCUUAUUAAGUCCCUGUGAUUGUAUUGUUUUGAUCGUAUCCAGAUUUUGCUUGUCGUCUAAAUCGCUUCAGUUUCGGCGACCGUUGAUUGUUUUUUUAUUCUGUUGUGUAUUUAAUGAGACGUUACGUAUUAGAUUUUAGUGAACUGUGCCUGAAUAGAAGAUUUUAAAAAAUCAGAGGUGCCUAAGAUACAUGUUGAACUUUUUAACAUUUUAAAAAUAAAAAGGCUUUUAAUUGUAAUCUUGUGAUUUUAUAGGAUUUUAGUGUCGUACUAUAUAUAGUAUGGAGUAUGAAAUGCUGAUUUUUAACUAGCUUAAUUGAUUUUAGAACGUAUAGCGAAU
This is a messenger RNA of Danaus plexippus (monarch butterfly), 1880 nucleotides long. RefSeq names its product cytoplasmic polyadenylation element-binding protein 1-A (gene orb). The coding region runs from base 130 to 1221 and encodes 363 amino acids. The transcript has 10 exons. Gene Ontology annotation, cellular component: nucleus; cytoplasm; neuron projection. Gene Ontology annotation, biological process: negative regulation of cytoplasmic translation. Gene Ontology annotation, molecular function: ribosome binding; mRNA regulatory element binding translation repressor activity; mRNA 3'-UTR binding. The record is from RefSeq and is a predicted model, not a curated record. Lineage: Eukaryota; Metazoa; Arthropoda; Insecta; Lepidoptera; Nymphalidae.